GGGGCACGUAAGGGAAACGCCUUGGGCUAGAGCAACGGGCUGGAGUGAUUUGACAGCAGGCACGCUGGGGAGGGAUACAGAGCCCAGGCUGGAUCCCUAUCAGUGCUAGUUGAGCUAACCGCUCCGGGAGCGUCGGAGAGAGUCCACACCUGGAACGGGCUCGCCAUGGCCGGGCUGAAGACAGCGAGCGGGGAUUACAUCGAUUCCUCCUGGGAGCUGAACGUGGCUGUGGAGGAGCUGGGGCCUGAGGCCGAGCCCCUCACCCUGCGAGUCACCGGAGAUGUGCACAUUGGGGGCGUCAUGCUGCAGAUUGUGGAUAAGAUCAAGGUGAAGCAGAACUGGUCAGACCACGCUCUCUGGUGGGAGCAGAAGAAACUCUGGCUGCUCAAGACCAACUGGACCCUGGAUAAGUACGGGCUGCAGGCAGACGCCCGUCUCCGGUACACACCUCAGCACAAGCCUGUGCGGCUGCAGCUGCCCAACCGGCGGAUGAUCCGUGUCCAUGCCAGCUUCUCUGAGCCCGUCUUCCGUGCUGUGGCUGGCAUCUGCCGGGUGCUGAGUAUCCGGCAUGCCGAGGAGCUUUCACUGCUGCGGGCGCCUGAGGAGAAGAACAAAAAGAAGCGGAAGGGGCCGGCGCCGGGGACAGAGGAUGAGUUUGACCUAAGUGGGGUGGUGCUGCCAGCCAGUGCGGAGCAGCAGCCGUUCCGGGGGAUGCCGGCCCAUUUCUCGGAUAGCUCCGCCACUGAGGCCUGUUAUCGGAUGCUGUCAGUGAGCUGGACUGGCCUGACCCCCGAGCACGUACUGAAGAUGCCUCGGCCCAGCAACCUCGUGGAGAAGGCCCAGAUCAACAGCCGGUGGCUGAGCUCCUCGCGGUCACUAAUGCAGCAGGAUGUGCUGGAGAACGAGCAGCUUUGGCUGCGGUUCAAAUAUUACAACUUCUUUGACCUGGAGCCCAAGUAUGAUGCGGUGCGCAUCACCCAGCUGUAUGAGCAGGCGCGCUGGGCCGUGCUGCUGGAGGAGACCGAAAGCACCGAGGAGGAGAUGAUGGUCUUCGCUGCCCUGCAGUAUCACAUCAACAAGCUCUCCCUGAGUGCUGACCCCACAGAGCCAGCUGGGGAGCAAGGCAUGGAUGACCUGGACUCAGCCCUGUCCAACCUCCAGGUCAAGCUGGAGGGGGGGACAUCAACCUCGGACAUGCUGGAAAAUCUCACCACCAUCCCUGAGCUGAAGGAUUAUCUCCGGAUAUUCAGGCCCCGCAAGCUGACGCUCAAGGGCUACAAGCAGCACUGGGUGGUGUUCAAAGAGACCUCCAUCUCCUACUACAAGAGCCGUGAGGAGGCACUGGGUGAGCCCGUGCAGCAGCUCAAUCUCAAGGGCUGUGAGGUGGUACCGGAUGUCAACAUCUCAGGCCAAAAGUUCUGCAUCAGACUGCUGGUGCCAUCUCCGGAGGGGAUGAGCGAGGUGUACCUGCGCUGUGAGGACGAGCAGCAGUAUGCCCACUGGAUGGCAGGGUGCCGGCUGGCAGCCAAGGGCCGGACCAUGGCAGACAGCACGUAUCAGUCUGAGGUGCAGAACAUCCUGUCCUUCCUGCAGCUGCAGAGAGCCAGUCCUGACGUGCCCGCGACCCCUGAUGCCGAGGCCAUGGGCACCCAGUGGCUGGUGUCCCCCCGCUACCAGAAGAAAUUCAAGCCGAAACAGUUAACCCCGCGCAUCCUGGAAGCCCAUCAGAACGUGGCCCAGCUCUCACUCACCGAGGCCAAGAUGAGGUUUAUCCAGGCCUGGCAGUCGCUGCCUGAUUUCGGCAUCUCCUACUUUGUGGUCAGGUUCAAGGGCAGUAGGAAGGAUGAGAUCCUGGGCAUCGCCAAUAAUCGUCUGAUCCGAAUCGACCUGGCCGUGGGAGACGUGGUGAAGACUUGGCGGUACAGCAACAUGCGCCAGUGGAAUGUCAACUGGGACAUCCGUCAGGUGGCGAUUGAAUUUGAUGAGCACAUCAAUGUGGCAUUCAGCAGCGUGUCGGCCGGGUGCAAUAUCGUGCAUGAGUACAUCGGGGGGUACAUCUUCCUGUCCACCCGCUCCACCGACAAGGGCCGGGGCCUCGACGAGGAGCUUUUCUACAAGCUGACAGGGGGCCACGAGGCCCUGUGAGCACUCAGCACUGCUCCCAUCUCCUGCUGGGUACCAGGGGGCAACAGGGAGGGGGGAGAGCUGGGGCCAACAUUGGCCCCACCUACAGGGAGGGAGCAGCCAUCUGUACAAUGGACCCCUCACCCACCCAUCACAACCACCUACCCUCCUAUCCCCAACACACCCACCCUCCUCCCCAUACAGAACUUAACCAGCCCACCAAUCCCUACACACACAUUCCCAAGCCCCUCACCCAUGCACUAAAACCCCAGCCUCCACGUUUCCAUACACACCCAGCUAACCAACCCAGCCACCCCAACACCUACCCCCCUCAAAUUUCCUACACACAAGGCCCCAACACCACCCCUCAAUGGCCUACACAACUCCAGCCCAAGCCACCCCUUAAUCCACCCAUCCCUUCUCGUGUCCCCUACCACCCCAGCACUCCUGCAUGUCCUCUAUGGAAAGGGGAAUACAGGUCCCCAGCCAGCACCCCCUACCCCAGCAGUGUGUGUGUGUGUGUGUGUGUGUUCGGGGGGAGGCGGGGAGUGCGGCAAAUCCAGCAGAGAGAUGGUUAAAGAGGCUGCAGCAGAUGGAACAAUAGGGAUGUUAUUUUACACUGCUCUCUCCUGCCCUGGUUCUCCUCCAUGUCAUGACCCUGGAGCCGGCUCGGCCCUGUGGGGGUCACUUGAGGGGUAGCAGAUGCCCUGAAAGAGAGAAGAAUAAUACAGAAAGGUGUUGGCAGCAGCUGGCUUUCCUGUACCCACCUGCCCUCGCCAACCAUGCCAGGGAAUGACAGGACCCUCCACCCCACACCGGCCCAUGGACACUUCUCUGCCACUCCCUGGGAGAGGAUCAAAGCCACGGCUACUUGGAUUCUGCCACGAGUUGCCAGCCAGGCAUGUCGGCUGGGACUGCAAACACAGAGUAAUAAACCAAGCUCUCACUA
Trachemys scripta elegans is the source of this 3073-nucleotide messenger RNA. RefSeq names its product fermitin family member 3 (gene FERMT3). Lineage: Eukaryota; Metazoa; Chordata; Testudines; Emydidae. The transcript has 15 exons. Gene Ontology annotation, biological process: cell-matrix adhesion; integrin-mediated signaling pathway; integrin activation. Gene Ontology annotation, cellular component: cell-substrate junction. The coding region runs from base 166 to 2145 and encodes 659 amino acids. Gene Ontology annotation, molecular function: integrin binding. The record is from RefSeq and is a predicted model, not a curated record.